This is a messenger RNA of Equus quagga, 2783 nucleotides long. RefSeq names its product adhesion G protein-coupled receptor E4-like. Lineage: Eukaryota; Metazoa; Chordata; Mammalia; Perissodactyla; Equidae. Gene Ontology annotation, biological process: cell surface receptor signaling pathway; adenylate cyclase-activating G protein-coupled receptor signaling pathway. The record is from RefSeq and is a predicted model, not a curated record. Gene Ontology annotation, molecular function: G protein-coupled receptor activity. The transcript has 8 exons. Bases 1 to 987 code for a protein of 328 amino acids. Gene Ontology annotation, cellular component: membrane.
AUGGGCAGAGUGGAUCCUAUUCUGGAGGUGAUCACCUACGUGGGACUGAGCCUCUCUCUGCUGUGCCUCUUCCUGGCAGCCCUCACCUUCCUCCUCUGCCGACCCAUUCAGAACAUCAGCACCACCCUCCACCUGCAGUUCUCAAUCUGCCUCUUCCUGGCCAACCUCCUCUUUCUCACCGGGAUGGAUCAAACCGAGCCUAAGGUGCUGUGUUCCAUCAUCGCAGGGGUGUUGCACUAUCUCUACUUGGCCUCCUUCACCUGGAUGCUCCUGGAAGGGCUGUACCUCUUUCUCACUGUUAGGAACCUCACGGUGGCCAACUACACCACCAUACGCAGAUUCAACAAGAGGUUCAUGUACCCUUUCGGCUAUGGGAUUCCAGCUGUGAUUGUGGCUGUGUCUGCAAUAGUAGGACACAAAAACUAUGGAACCUAUACUCACUGCUGGCUCAAAGUUCAUAAAGGGUUCAUCUGGAGCUUCAUGGGGCCAGUGGCGGUCAUUAUCUUGAUAAACUUGGUGUUUUGCUUCCUAAUUCUGUGGAUUUUGAGAAACAAACUUUCCUCCCUCAAUAAAGAAGUUUCCACCAUUCAGGAUACCAGAGUCAUGACAUUUAAAGCCAUUGCUCAGCUAUUUAUCCUGGGCUGUUCUUGGGGCCUUGGUUUUUUUAUGGUUGAAGAAGUCGGGAAUACAAUCGGAUCAGUCAUUGCCUAUGCAUUCACCAUCAUCAAUGUCCUGCAGGGCUUUUUUCUCUUUUUGGUACACUGUCUCCUUAAUCGCCAGGUGCGAAAGGAAUACAGGAAAUGGUUUAGUGGGAUGCUGAAAGGGGUUGAAACUGAAAGCACUGAAGUAUCUCCUUCUACUACCCACACCAAAAUGGAGGAACUGGGGCAGCCAUCAGAAUUCUGUCACAGGAGAGACACCGCGUCUGUCCAACCGCCGCCUCAGGCUCAUCUUGUCACUGCUUCUUGGCAAGGCACAGAAAGCUGAGCUGCUUCUGGACGGCGCCCCCGUGCGGUCACAUAUGGAUCGGACAAAUGCCGCCAUCCAUCUUUCCUAUGAAAAUGCGUGCUGACACACUCCUCUAUUUUGGCUUCUAUCUCCAUAGAGAGAAAAGGGCACGUGCAAGAAUUCUUAGAGCCAGAAUCCAGUAUUAGAUACCACGUGCAAUUAAAUGCUCCAAGAAUCCUUUCUAAUGAUCAGGGAACGAAGUGGGUUUUCUUCUUCUAACUAUUACCACCUUGCCCAAAACUAAUUGAUGACAUCUUGAUUCAGCUCAAAGAUCCCUCUUUGGCCUCGCUGUUGCAUUUUAUGCUCCCAAGGGUCUUGCAUCACUGGACAUUUGCAUAAUUUAAUAAUUCCCAUAAGAAUAAGUAUAAAAAAGGGGGGUGCAUUCUUGCAAUGCAAAAGCACACCACCAUCCCCGCUUAGGGGUGUACUGUCACCAGACAUGACCUUGUGGUCAGGUCACCAGCACUUUCCUGUUUUAUUUCCCUGGUGACUCUUUUGAAACUAUCCUAAGCCAUGGUUAAGGAUAAUUUUGUUUUUUCAGUAUCACCUCGAACAUGUCCUCCUGUAAAUGCUCCCAACGUAAACCAGCGUGGUGUAUCACAGCAGUGGUUUGGCCUUAUUUGCUUUGUUUUACUGUUUCUAAUAUCUUUUCCAAACUCAUUGGAUUUGGGGUGUGUUUUUCAUCACUAGAAUUAACAAAGGCAUGGAUAACUUUGUUACUAGACAAUAUUUUUAAAACAAUGUUAAAUUAUAAUGACAGUAAAUGUUAAAAUAGCAGCCAAGCACCACUAUAAUUCAUUUAAGGAAAUUUUGUGUGGGAUUUUUAGGUUUUGGACAAAGGAUUUGUUGCUUUUCUGCUUAAACACCUCAAGCGUCUCCUCCACAUGGCAGCAAUAUAAGCAGAGUGUACGAUUCACUCCACCUGCUGGCUUCGAAGUUAUGUAAUUCCUCUUGAGAAAUUAAAAUUUAGGGAGAUUCACAUGGUUUCAAAAUGCGUGUCCACAGUAUGACUUUUUAUAUCAUGCAAUUUCAACUUUACAUGAAUAAAACUCGCAUAUAAUGCAACCUUUUUCAGGAGGACAAUCUGGCACUAACGAUCCAAAAUUAAUAUGUCCAUGAUGCUUUCAUUUAAAAAUUCCACUGCUAUGAAUUUAGCCUAAGGAUAUUGUGAUAAGUGUAAUUUAUAAAUACAAGAUGAUACAUAAAUUCAAAGUGAUGUGAUAUACUGUAUCACCCUGAAUUAUUUGCUGUGAUGUGUUGGAUGGAGGAAAAAGGAGCACUGUGUGUGUAAACAUGUUACCUGAAACCUGUAAAUACAUUUACAGGUCCACGAGGGUACCACACUCAAAGGUCGGCCAAGCUAGCCUGGCUUAUCCCUGCCAGCCACCAAGCACUAGGAAACCACAGCAUCAGUCCCCUUGAGUCUCUCUGGAGCGGACUGGACCAUUGUAUGUCUGCCCCGAGGUCACCGUGAGCCCCUUGCACUGCUUAAUCCAGGACCAAAGGUUUACCUUGAUGCAUCAGUAGGGAGCAAAUAGUGGCUCUAGGCCAAGAAAGACUGAUCGAAUCCUGGGAAUAAGGCAGCACAGGGCUUUCAUUAGCUCAUUGUUGCUUAUUUGAUCAAUUUGCUAAUUGUUUACUAACUUGUUGAAUGUGACUAAAUGUGUGUCUGGCAAGCAACAAGUGACUCACAAUUUUCUUGGUUGUCUCUUAUUGGAACUGACUCUUUGCUGUAGCCCAAGCCAAAAAUCUGAAUUAAAGAGCACUCUCACAUA